This is a messenger RNA of Spirometra erinaceieuropaei, 10215 nucleotides long. Lineage: Eukaryota; Metazoa; Platyhelminthes; Cestoda; Diphyllobothriidea; Diphyllobothriidae. The record is from the annotation of a GenBank genome assembly.
AUGUCAGCCGCUGCGAAAUUUUAUGAAAGUCCAACUUUCCAAUAUUACGAGGUUUUCAAAGAUGAUAUCAUUGCACAAUUUACGGCUGUGGCUCCCUCACCUCAUAAGGACUUCUAUUAUCUUAUUUUAACAAAAACCAAGGUAUGUAUUUCCUCGUAGAUGUCCGUUCAUAUGUGUGGACUCAGCGAAUCUGAUCAGAAAUUAAGAGUGUAAUAUUGCAAAAGUUCUUACUUUUGAACUUUUUCGUGUUCAUUUUUUGAUUCUUCCGACUACAGGACAGAUAAAAUAUGAGUCCCUAUGCUUCCUUCUAUCUGCUAAUAGGCCUAGUAGCAGGAGUAUACCGCCUCGAUAUCGGGUAGAUAGCAGAGUUUCGACGUGCAUAUAUCUAUUGGACGGCGUUUUUUUCUGGCGGGUGUAUAUCGACUAGGUAUCGGAUGUUCAAUAUGCUCGAGAAACGGCGGUAUCAGUACGCAUAGCAAUUUACGCGACUCCUUUUCCCGUGGAAAUGCUACCGUUUUAUAUUAAAUCGACCUACAUUGUUUCUGUCGUCCCUUCCCGUCUUCCCAAGCCGUCUACCAUAGUCUCGAUUUGGACGACAAACGUGUUAAAUAGGGUAAAGUAUCCACAACACUUUGAAGUCGCAUGAAUCGAUAGAUGUAUGUUUAAAAAAUAAACAUAAGCUAUGCACAUUAAUAUUCAUAAUGUCAUUGGUCUAUAUCAGGGCAGUCCAGUGUGGAAUUUGAUGUGUUCCUUGUUGAAGAUCCCGCUAUUGGGUUUACAUUGAAGAUUAGUCUAUAAUUGAUAAUUGACGAAUACUUACCGCUCGCUUAAGUCGUGUUGUUAGUCUUUUGCAUUUUCUUUGAUAGAGUGUCCAGUGACCUUUUAAGUCGUUUUGUAAUGGAUGACUCCAAAUCGGCAAGGGUCACCUUACCGUAUCCAUCCCAAAUGCCGAAGACCUCUGUGGAUAGAGCAGUGAUCAAUAAUUACUGAGAACGCACCCUUGAUCUCGUACGUUGCUGAAUCCAAUAGGUUCUCAUUCAUUUUUAGUCCUUUGAAGUUAGUGUUAAGACCGAAGUAGUCUACAAAUAGUGCAUACUGAACUCUUUUCGUGAAGUCAUCGAGGGAACAGACACCUAGGCAGGUCAGAUAGGAGACCUAACAAACGUAUUAAUGAAUUUGGCCCGCCUUUUCCAAUCGACUGUGAAUUUUUUUGUCCGCAGGUCUGGUGUUUAAUACUCUGAAAUCCGCAGCCCUUCUCCAAGGGCAGCCUAUGGGAUUUAAGGGAAGCCGAUUAGCCACCGUGGCAUUGGUAGUCGGCCGUCGAGUAACAGCGGGCUCCAGAUCCAGUUGACCGCCCAACAGACGUCGGUUACCUUCCAGGGCAAGAUCCUGCGUCCGCGAGAUCUGUGUUAAAUGUUGGAAUACUAGCUUGACUGUCUGCCCUAGGUCGGCCUUGCGGUCACUAAACGAUGGCUCACGCCGGUCUACGGAUAAGUUAUACUUUGCAUUGGGUCUUACCUUCGAUGACGGUUUCUUGUGCGAGCGGAAGAGUGUCGAAAGAAUUGUUUGCAUCAUCACUGAGCUCAAGCGGUUCCUAAAUUUUAGUGGGUAAUAUGUUUUUCCUUGCUGGCGAUUAUAGGCCUUCACCACUUGAAUAAUCGAGGUUCCUGGUGAUAGCUGGGCGUCGAGUGCGCUGUGAGAUUUUUCUCUCGGGUAGUCCACCCUGUUUGUCUUCACAAACUCACAGGAAAAAUAGCGUUAGACGUUGCGUAAAGUAAUUGGCCGUGUUAUAGCAAUAACCACUUCUUACCUGCUAUGCUCUUAAACCCCUAACUAAGGGGACCGUGCGUUUGUAGAGUUUACGAGCACUGUUCACGAAGGCGAAGGGACAGUAAGUAGUCUUCUAUGACGUGUUAAUUAUUUCAAUUAACAUAAAAUUUCUUUCCUGUUCAACGCAUACGUACCUCAUAAAAGUUGUUAGCAAAGGAGCACAUUGUAGAGUUUUGUCAAUGUUCGCCUUCUAUACCUUUGAAAGUGAUGACUGCUUGGGUUGUCAAAGUAAUCGGUCAGGUUAGUAAAUUCGCAGAAACCUAUCCUCAGACAACCCAUUUCAUCCGACAGUAUGUUUUGCACACAUAGUACCUUUUAGUCUACACCAAUGUAUCUAUUCGCGGGCGAGAUGUCAAUGCAAAAACGUCCAGUGAUAACGUACUCAUUUUGAGUGUAACCUUCUUAACCAGCUGGCAGUGGUUCUAGAGUAUGCCCACAUAGGAGUCUUGGUGAAUAAGGCCCGACUGGGCGCUUGUAGCUACCUCAGCCUCGCUAGAGCGUCUAGCUAUCUGCUAAAGAGGUCGCGAGGGGCUCCUCAGCAAGUUCUUUGCUCUGCCGAGAUAACUUUCAAAAGGGAAUGUUGAAAAGGAAUCAAGAGCGUUAUGUAGCUCCACUUCGUCCGCAAUGUGUGUAAGACUGUGCACAUUGUAUACUGUAUGCUCCUAUCCGUAUAAAGCAGUAAAUGUUCUGGUAAAAAGUUUGAACAGCUGCUUAAAGUAACCAAUAUUAACUUUGCAGUUGCACGGAGAGGCAAGUAAUCACAAAACUGUAGGCCAACCCUGUGCUCGUCGUCGACAGAUUGCAGGAAGUCUGCGUCCCCCUUUCUCUCUCCCCUUCCUUUAAGUAGACUGCUUUUCCCAUGAUUAAUCCUACCACGGUGCAACGUUCGCAUCCGUGAAUGACAUUCACAUUCUUCAUUUGUUUUACAAAGGCCCUAGCAGGGGCGUCAGAGGUUACUGCUCUGACCACAGAGCGUGCUACUUUCCUGUCGUCCUUGAUGCUCAGUCUCGCUUCCUGUGGGCGCCGUAUCAUUUCAACGAGUGAAUUACAGAAAGCUUGGACGUCAGGCGGUUUACCGUUACCGAAAUAUGUGUCUAGAGGAAAGACGUUACUGACAAACGGCCGCACUAUUCUUCCCAAUAUAGGUCAUAUUUUGGUUUUAGACUUUCUAUAAACCGGGAGACCGUAGAUUGCCAGGUAGACCGCCACCUCCGGUAUGGGGACGGUCAUCUGACUGAGCUGUCCGCGAAGUUGUCUUUCCAAACCUACAUGGGCGUAUUCCCCGCUACCCAUCGGGGCUACUUCCAAAUUGUGUGACGCCCCCAGCAAAGUUUUUUGGAUCUUCUGGCAGUUGCAGCACGGCCGACCUAAAUACAUCUAACAGUUCUUCCAGAUAAAAGUGUGCUAUGUUGUUUCGCAAGGUCCAGUCGCGCACUUUACCGACGUUUGCAUUACCUCCUUAAUCGAUGACUGUACUGUUGGUUUCUGUGUUUUCCUGGGAUCCUAUGUAAAUACGUACUAUAGUGCUAUAGCAUUAAUAAACUAAACGCGUAUUAUACGGCGCAUUAUAAACGUGCAUCCCAGCAGCUUUUCCUCAUAGAUACACUUUGCGAUCUUUUUAAAAAAGCGUAUAAAUUGACGAAGACAAUGGAAUUGUCUGCAAACACGCGAGCAUUUAGGAUCUUAAAUAAGAAUGGGUCCAUCUCGUUUCUGGCAUACUUGUGCAGGUAAAUUUAAGCAAUCUUGAUUUUUGACACUGGACAUAAUGCUGCAUUUUAGAAAGAUCGCCACCGUUCGAUAGUUGAUGAUUUUUUGGUGUUUUAAAGUUUUACGCAAAAGGACUAUCUAAUUCAACUGAAGCAAUAUUUUCAGCCAAUAUCUAGCAAACUGGAAUUUUCACGCGAUUUCCAUUUUUAUUAUGAUAAAGUAACGGGAAUUUUACUAACAAGAAAUUUAAAGGAGACGCACUACGUUUCGGGUUCGCUUUUUUCGUAUCCGAGCGGUGAUUUUCCUUCCAUUCUUUUGCAUAUAUCGCCCUUGCCAAUUCCGUUUACUUGCGGAAUAUUCUCUGACAACCAUACGUCUUUCGCUGGUUUGAUUUGCAAUUUUCAAGUUAUCAUGUAAUCAGCAAAUCUCUCCGACUUCAUUAGUCAAUUCGGUGGCCUGUAUAUACUUGCUGUCCCCCUUCGAUCGGUUCUGUCUAGAUGCUUUAUUAACAAGGAUAUCAGGCCAAAUAAAUAGGUGUAAUUUACCAACCAAUAAUGAUCGAAAAUCAGUCAAAUAUUAUGUUUAAAUUAACGUUGCGCUUAUUUUAGAAACACGAAGACGAGUAAACGUAAUUCGGAAAGUAUUAAAUGCAUGUGAAUGCAAACUAGUGAAACAGUGGGACGCAUAGGCAUAACAACGUGGGACGGCCUAGGCAUAGCAACGCGUAUGUCCGUUACGCAUAUGCAAAAGACUAUAGUCCCCGUGUUAUACAUCUUUUAGGAAUCAGUACAGUGUGCAGUAAGACGGGCGGCAGACUGCUUAUCUAAAAUACUGUUAAGCCUGAAAUGCCAAUUCUUCUGCCGACCACUUGUGAACCUUCUAGACCCCAAAUCCUACCGUGAGGCAUACAUUUUUUCUCCCCGGGGAUUGGCGUACAAGAUUGGUUUGCGUAUCUGGUAACUCAUCAGAGCACAUUUUAAUCACAUGAAAACGGUAAUCAAGAUGUCUGGUGGUUACACUAGUCAAAAACGAAAAAUCUUAAUUUCACACUUGGCUUCAUAUUUGAGUCUGAAACCACAUGUUUUCCGACGUUUGGACUCAAUAUGAGAAUCGAUUUGUCGAAAUUGACGACUUGCAAACUUUUCUAAUGUAGAGUGUUCUUUGUUUUAGGUUAUUUGGAGAUGGUGGCGCAUUACGCCACGAAAUGAGGCCGCCAAAUUUAGCCCCGGCGAAGCCUCAGACACUUAUACUGAUUUUCUACAAGAUGAUAAAAUGCAAAGUUGGUGCCUUUGCUAAUUUUUUCAAGCUCCCUCCUAAAAGAGGAAAUAAAACGAAUUCUGGGUCCGAAAACGCUUGAAUUCUGCUUAAAUGUUGCGUCUGGACAGUUGGAUUUCCUCCCACGUAUGCCACCAGUCAUUCUAAAACGAAUUGCAAAAAUGAUCAAGUUGGAAGAUUUGGUGAAUCUUGAAUGCACUUGCAAGCGUAUUGCAGAGGUAAGAGCUUAGGACGCCCAAACAACCGUGAUUGUUCUCUGCUAGGUAUGUAACGAUGAAGGGAUUUGGAAACGGAUGUAUCUUUUGCACCAUUCAGGUCAAAUAAACGACGUCGUGCAAGAGCUGGCACGCAUCUUUGGAUGGAAACGAGUUUUCUUUACCAGCAAACUCAAGCUUCAAGUGAGUCUAUGUCCUAUCUUUCGAACAGUGUAUUUAGGCUUAAUUUAGAUCUUUAACCUGACAAACUGCCUUAUUUCCUUAAAGAAGUUCCGGACAAAGUCUCUGGCAGCCCACAUGUUCUAGUUGGGCUGAAUGAAAUAUUUGAAUUUCUACGCUUUCGCAUUCGUUUGUAGUUUUCCCCUCACAAAUCGCGAUGAACACUUGUGUGAGGGUUUCUGGCUCUGAAAAGCACCUCAAAGGUCUCAUUAACCCAAAGAACUGCCAUAAGUGCGCUGUCUUAUAUCUUAGUCCACGUGGAUGUAGUAUGCACAGGCCAGAGACAUCUCCAUCGUCGACGUUUGUGGAAAAACAAGAACUAAGACAGCAGUAUUGACUUAUGACUGGCAUGUAUGCUUAGUAGUUCAUAGAUGUUUUGGCAGAUUAUUGAAUAAUUUAUAUUGACCCAAUUGUGAAAAACUCGGCGCCUCGGUGGGAUUCGAACCCACGACAGUAAGGUUAAUGCUUUAAUACAACCAACGCUCUAACCACCUGAGCUACGAGCCCCGUGGAAUGACGCGAGGUUAAUCACAUUUCACAGUUGGGUAAAUAUGAAUUAUUCAAAAAUCUGCCAAAACAUCUAUGAGUUCCGUGAGCCUAGUAAUCAUCUGGUGGACUCUAGUUGAAUUACUUGGGAAAUCCUGUUUGAGCAGUCAACUUACUGUAUCAGAUUUGGUGGAUUCCAGACGUUGCGGUAGGUUGGGUGGGUAAACUUGACCCAAAUGCGAUUAAACUCGCGUCGUCCGGCGGGGCCUCGUAGCUCAAGUGGUUAGAGCGUUGGCUGUACUAAAGUCUUCACCUUAUUGUCCUGGGUUCAAAUCCCACCGAGACGCCGAAUUUUUCACAGUUGGGUCAAUAUGAAUGACAUGCAUGUGACUUAAUAGGAUUUCGAUGCACCAUGCCCACUUCCUCCUUCCAACUGCUUGGUUUUAUUGGGGAAACAAAGUCAAGACAGCCGAAGAUAGAAGUUCGGUACGGUGGCAUGGUGAGGUCCGCCCAAAAUUGGUGCUGACAUUUUGUCCGUCACCAGCUGUGGAGGUCACCAUCGCCGUCACUCACUCCCGGCCUUCUUAACAUCGUCUUGCCAUCGGGACAUGGCAGAUGAGGCAGGACAGAGUGCAUUGGGUGCUGUGCAAGUCUGUUUAGUCACGCACACGUCACCGGAGCUGGGCUUACUCCGUGUUGUAAGCGGUGGCCGACGUUGUUUGCGACCGUCGUGCCACUAUCGUCGCAAACGUGUAGUAUCGACCUACGCCUGAAUCCAAGCGCGAAAGCCUUAUGCAACUUAAAUGUCACUUUUUUUCACACAUAUAUUCUCUAUAAACAAUAAAAUAGAGUCGAGAUUACACCUGCCUUAACUUGCUGAAGGAACCUAACCCUCGAGUGUCCACACUUCUGUACUUUCAUAUUUGAGUGUGCUCUAGUUUCACUGAAACAAUUUUCUAAUAUGCAAAAUUCCCACUUUAUGAGUUCAUUUAUUUUGGUUUUUGUGGCCAGUGCGGUUUUAAAAGUCUUGGAACUGUAAAUAUCCUAGGCUAUUUACAACAGGUCUGCAUCUUAUUUGUGAAAGGCUUUAUCCCUGUCCCACAACGGAACCAGGUGGUACUGCUCAAAUAAAAUUCUGUUGCCUUCUUCCCUGACAUAUGAUCCGUGAUAAAUGAUGAAUUGAACAGUCGAAUAGCACGUCCUCCUGUUCCUAUCCGUCAAAGGCAUUGCGAAAGUUACAAAAGUAGUUUACUUAAUGGUACGGCAAAUUCCAACGAAACCAAAUGCCCUUCUCCAAAUCUGUUGAAUAUAAAAGUACUCCAAUAUCGUAAGAAAAACUAGCAGAAGUGGUCGAAUACAUGUGGGCUUUUUGUGUUAUAAGCCUUUACUUGGCGAUCUCUUUGUAAUGCAUCUGUGUUCAGCGUAACUUUUCGUUCCGUCGACAUUGAUGAUCAACUCUAGUUUAACUUCAUCGGAUUCUUACCAACUGCGGUACAAGACGGUUGAUUCAAACACGGGUGGUUUUCUUACUAUUCCUUGUGUUAACUCACAGGUAGCAAUCCAUUCAACGCGCCUGUGGCCUUUCCAAGUCACUUCGCCGUUGUCAAAGUUCUUUACGCGUUAUUACCUACUUUCAGAUGCAAAUUCGUCGACUGCGCCUCGAAAAGGCUCGUGGUGAUGACGAAACCAACAGCUGUCUCUCGACUUCGUUGUCAACUUCUAUAGAAGAUGAUCUGUCAGGUGAGAUGUUCAUUCCAGGUGGUAAAUUUACUAGGAAAAAGGUAGUUUCAAGAUGCGCCAAGCUGCAGGCCGUGGGACACGUGGGGCUGUUUCUUGGGCCUAUUCAACAACAGACCAAACCGCUUUUCAGUGAUGAUAUUUAUUGUUGACCUAAAGAAGACUUCGAUGCCGGCAAAGGCAACUCGACGAGUGUGACAUACUAUUUAUAAGUCAGUAAUUCUGGACAGAGCUAACUUGUUGUACACGUCAAACGGGGUGUGCGCACCAUCCUUUGAGAGUCUGUUGAUACAUUUAACGGGUUAUUGAGUAAGAAGAGUCGGUGCGUAAGCAACUUUCUGACCUGAAUAUCCGGCGACCAUCUGAUCUUUACUUGGUAAUCCUGUCCGCCGUGGCAUUGGACUAAAAUCGACAUCAAAAAUCCUAUUCUUGUGACAUAUAAAACCGGCCGCUGUAAUCCUCCCUGACAUUCUGUAUAACUCUCAAUGCAGUGAACAAUUUGUAGUCAUCUCUCUGUCCUCAAACAAACUCUUCUGGGCAUGAAUGCUCAUCACUGUCGAGAGCCACUGCGCCUAUUGGGUGAGGGAUUGUUGAAAUUGAAUCCUAUUUUGGCAACACACGCGAGUUCAUCUUAUGUAGGUCUGAUUUGUACUCAAACCUAGCCGUCCUUGAUAAUAAGCGAUAUGUCAGCAGCUAAGCUUGAGGAAGUUCGGGGAACGAAGUUCCUUAUCGGACGUAUGGGAAUUUUGUGGUGGAGACAGGCUAAAUGGUACAAAACAGCUGGUCGUGUCUAAGGUCAGUACAUUGAGGACUUACUUGGCAUGGAUCCUGGAAUGCCCUCUCAUAACCAGUGAGGGUCGUAGUUGCGCGCUUCAAUGCAAAAUAGAAACCUAUAUUCGUCCUGCUAUCUGGUAAUAAAUAAACAAAUAAAUUUUUAUUAAAGACCCGUCGGGGUCCUAUCAGAGCAAGUAAAAAUUAAUUUACAUACGAAUUUUAGACGAGGUAGGCAGAAUCUGUACAAAAUGCAAUUCAUAGUUUCUGAAUUUGUAGUCCGUUAAGCAAAAUGAUGAGCGAGCGGUGAAAAAAACUCCUCUUAAAAGUUUAAAAAUGAUUGGAUUACUUUUACAAGAGAAAAAUCCUCGCUAAUAAUAGCACAAAAAUGCGGGUAGGCCUGGCCUGCAUGUGGCGGUAUAUAACGGAUUAAAAUCGGACAUCGUCGGGGCAGAAAUGUCAGCCUUGAGGGUUAAGUAUGCGGGUCAGACAGGACUGGCCUGCAUGUGGUAUUGUAUACGGGAUUCAGAACUGAUAUCGUCAGGGCAGAAUUGAUACGCCGGAUGAGACUAUUCGCGUCAAAGGGGCCAGACGAGAGGAACCCAGACGCGAUCGGCCACAGUCCGCUUCGAGCCCAGCCGAGGAGUAGGGAAGGGAGGUACGACCAAACUACUAGUAGACGGCGAAUACUGAGGGUUCCGCCGUGAGCGUCCACAGACCGCAUGAGGUCGAAAUGCGGGUGAUGACAUCAAGAACCACGAGAAUCGUCGCUAUGGGGGAGGAGUGAUAACAGUGGAUUUAGAAACCAAUUCAAAACAGGGUUUCUACUGAUAUAAUUGAGGGUUUCCACUUGAUCUACCAUUAAAUCCCGGGAUGACCCUUCUCGAAGUCAAGAAACUGAGUGUUCGAGAAUGAGACCGUUAUCUUGUUCGGCGUCACUCAAAUGUUGUUAAGUACAGAAGAAGAAGAAGAAGAAGAAGAAGAAGAAGACGCAAUCACUGGAACAAGAAGUUUAUUGGCCUGACGUUUCGGCUUCUCACUCGAACCCAUCACCAGAGACAGUUACAGAUAAGAAUAGUGGUGGCACAAAGACUGCAGUAUUUAUAGUACGUAGCUGCCGUGGGACCAUAUGUGUACUAUAAUUAACAGCUCUCGCGAUCACCGCUGGGGAUCAUAAUUGAGGCGAUGAUGGCUCGUCAGUCGGCGUCCGAAUAGUUAAUUGCCGCAGUUUCAUCAUCCGUGUUGGAUGUUGGCGUGAUGAUUACUCGGUCAUUUGGCUCGCUGUCACUGGAAUUGUUGCUCGCCCGUGCCCUCCCCACGCGACUGAUUUUCCUGCUCAGGGAAUGUCUCAGCACCGAAUAUGGUAACGGGAGGUCAUCGCGCUUGUUGGUGGACUGCGAGCCUGAUAACCAUGACUCGAGCAGCUCGGGGCUCACGCGGUUGUCACCUCUUCCGAGGAUGGAAUCCUCACAGGGAUCGCAUCUUCUUCUGAACUGCCUUCUGUAACUCGCCUGUUCGCUUGUAUGUUUCGAAGUACAUUCGAUUGCACCCAGCGGGCCGUGACCGCUCGUCCCUUGGUGUCGGAGCACAAAUCCCAGUAUGCAGUUGACAGGCUGACAACUGUUACAGUAUGCGAGCGAUAAUUGCGUGAGCCGUUUUAAACAUGGUCGCAGAAUUAAUCGUCGCAGUGCCCCACCCCGUUUCUCACUGAAUUUUAGGCCUCCGACUUGGAGUCACAAGGAGAAUCAGUUUGCCCAUACUUUGUCCUGCGAGCGGACUUGAUCCACAGAAAUAACUCUCAUACGACAGAACAGUAGCACUUUGACUUAUAAAUAAAAAAUGACUCUUGCGUUCAUCCUUCUACUAAACUCGCGUUCAUCGCAUGCACUUUGUCCAUCUUUUGUUCUUUUUAGAGCGAGGCAGUUUAACUUCGGCGAAGGCCUACCAGAACGGUCGCUCAAACCCACCAUACUAG